AUGUCUUUUCUCUUCAGGCAAAGUCAGAGACCCGAAGACGAGAAGAUGGACAUGGACCGUCGAAUUCGUGCGCCCGAGGAAGCUGUAUCUAGGAUUGCGUAUCUUUCAAGCGAUGUCAUUGUGUCAGUCCAGCCCUCUCUGUCCGCAGACUCGGGCUUCUCUUCUCAUUUGAAGAGAUACGUCAACCAAAAAAAGCAAGGCUUGGUUGCUGCUUCAGAUGAUGCCGUACCAGAGGUUCAAUCGAUUCGGCACAAUUCUGAUCCUCUUCUCGCCGUCUACAAACCUGUCCGCGAUGGCAAAUUUGUAUCAGUCACCGCAUCAUCCACCAUCCUCCUACCCGCCAUCUCCCACCUAUACAAGCUGGUCAACUAUCCCGUUGUACUUCAUAUAGCGUUGGAGUCCCGUCCAUCUGCCGAUUACUCACAAAUUACCUCCAUUCGGAAUUCUGGGUGGACUUUUCUACAAUCCGAAACUUUACAGGAGGCUCAAGACAUGGCUCUCACCGCCCAUGCUCUCGCUAUCCGCAUCGGCAAGGGCGUCAUUCACUUCUUUGCGCCAGAAACCUCCGAGAGUGAAAUGCCAAUCCCUGUCGAGGAUGCAGUUACAGUGAGGGAAGUCCUAGACAUAGAAAGUGUUCGUCGAUUUCAAGCUAGUUCCAUCCCAGCCGUGGGCAUAUACGCCGAUGAUGGACACGUCCCUGUGUCUUCAGACCAUCCAGAGACCUCCUUGACAAGGAAUGGUGCCAAAACUGCUGCUCUUCAGCCACCUCCGAGUGCCGGUGCUUCCAAGACUACUUCGGUUGACUCUUCAAUCAAGUCCAGCGAAGCGUCGACCCCAGCUGCUCCCUCUUCAGUUGCCACUACCGUUGAGUUUGCUCCUCCGCGGGUGACCUCCGACGACAUUUACACAUGCUUGACUCGAGUAUGGUCCCAUAUCAAGGCUGCAACAGGGAGAGGAUAUUCUGCCUUUGAAUAUACGGGCCCGGCGCAAGCCGAGGACUGCCUGCUGGUUUUCGGAUCCAAUACUGGCAACCUUGCCCAGGCCGUUGAUAAUGCCACUUCCGAUGACGUCUCUGAUAUUGGAAUUCUUACGCCUCGUUUGUAUCGCCCUUGGAUAGGUUCGAAGCUCGUUGAGGCGAUUCCGAAAUCAGUCAAAAGGAUUGCUGUCCUGGAGCAGAUCCACAGAGCCACCACGAAGUGGGGGCCUCUCCUUAUCGACGUCCUCUCCUCCGUACAUCGGGGUGCUGGCGGUGUUGAGACGAUUGUUGGAUACCAGCUUGGUCAUAUAACAUCUGACACCGCAAUGCAGGCUCUUCGGGGAAUCGUUCAGAACCUCAGGUCUAAAAACCCCGUACAGAACCUCGAGGUGGGCAGCAAGCCGGCACAAGAACAGUCCGUAGCAUACAAUGUGCGCACUCCACAGCUCGAGACUGCGUAUUCGAAGAUCCUAGAUCAGAUUUUCGGCAAGAGAGCUUAUAUUGCCAAUGCUUUGGACUCCAACCAUGCGGGUGUUCCGUUGUCCGUAUCCUCGAGUCCCGAAUUCGGAUUCGGGUCACUCAUAGCCCGAAUCGAGUAUAGGACCAAGUUUAUCACCGAGGUCAAGGAUGCGGCGAGCAGUGGAUCCUUCCAAUCAGACGAGCCCAAAAGCUGGCUGACCCGAUGGGUUUUGCAAGCCGAGUCUUCGGAAAAUAACGCCGAGUUUGCAGACGAAAUCCUGUCCAGUUUAGAGGCGGACGGUUCUGCACUUGCCCAGAAGCUUCUCACCAAAGGAGGACUUUUCCGAAAAGAGUCUCUGUGGCUGAUUGGUUCCGACGCUUGGGCUUUCGAUCUCGGUAACUCAGGAGUACAUCAUGUCCUUGCCUCGGGAAAGAACGUCAACAUGCUCGUCAUUGAUUCGACGCCUUAUUCCGCAAAGGCCGCCGCUGAUUCGACUAGAAGGAAGAAAGACAUCGGGCUCUAUGCCAUGAACUUUGGAAAUGUAUACGUAGCUUCUACGGCGGUAUAUAGCUCGUACACGCAAGUUUUGCAGGCACUGCUCGAGGCUGACAAGUUUAACGGUCCUUCAGUCGUUCUGGCUUACUUGCCCUACUUUGGAGAAACGGACUCGCCCCUCACAGUGCUUCAAGAAACAAAGAAAGCGGUUGAUGCAGGGUAUUGGCCACUGUAUCGGUGGAAUCCCGAGAACGAGCUUCGUGGCGAGCCCAGCUUCUCCCUAGAUUCAGAGCUGGCCAAACAAGAGUUAAAGGCCUUUCUCGCCAGGGACAACCAGCUCACCCAACUUAUGAAGAAGGAACCGAAACUUGCAGCAAACCUGGCCCAGGAUUUUGGAACCGAGGUGCGAGCUCAGCAAAAGAGGAAGGCAAAGGAUGCGUAUAAGCGGUUGUUGGAAGGCCUUCUUGGCGCACCUUUGACUGUACUUUUCGCGUCUGACAAUGGCAAUGCAGCGUCUGUUGCCAAACGCCUUGCCAACAGAGGACGUGCGCGUGGCUUGAAAACAUCUGUCAUGCCCAUGGAGGAUUAUCCCCUCGAAGAUCUGCCUCAAGAAGAGAAUAUUGUUUUCAUCACAUCUACCGCUGGACAAGGCGAAUUUCCUCAAAAUGGCUUACCUUUCUGGGAGGCCAUCAGAGGCAAAACUGAUUUGGACCUCGCAACGACAAACUUUUCUGUGUUUGGUCUUGGAGACAGUCAUUACUGGCCUCGAAAAGAGGACCGAAUAUACUACAACAAACCCGCCAAGGAUCUUGACCGAGUUUUGUCUAAUCUUGGGGGCAAACGCUUCGUGGAUAUUGGACUGGGUGAUGAUCAAGAUCCCGACGGCUACCAGACUGGCUAUCAAGAAUGGGAGCCCAAGAUCUGGCGGGCAUUAGGAGUAGACAAGAUUGACGGUAUUCCGGAAGAGCCAGCGCCAAUUACUAAUGAAGACAUCAAGAUUGCUUCGAAUUAUCUGCGAGGCACCAUCUUGGAGGGGCUUCAGGAUACGUCUACCGGCGCGAUUUCCGCUUCAGAUCAGCAGCUCACCAAGUUCCACGGCACGUACAUGCAGGAUGAUAGAGACGUUCGCGACGAACGAAAGGCUCAGGGUCUCGAACCCGCAUAUUCUUUCAUGAUUCGGUGUAGGCUCCCUGGAGGAGUCGCAACGCCGAAGCAAUGGGUUCAAAUGGAUGACAUCAGCAGCACACUGGGCAAUGAAUCCAUGAAACUGACUACAAGACAAACCUUCCAAUUCCAUGGAGUCGUCAAGGGCAAGCUGAAACCCGCGAUGCAGGCCAUCAAUCGAGCAUUAAUGACCACAAUUGCUGCAUGUGGCGAUGUCAACCGAAACGUCAUGUGCAGUUCGCUUCCAACCCAAUCCAAGUAUCACGAGCAGGUGCAUAGCUGCUCUCAGAGAAUUAGCGAUCAUCUCCUUCCUUCCACGACUGCCUAUCACGAAAUCUGGCUCACAGAUGAUAACGACAAGAAGGUGCAGGUUGCUGGUGACGCUGUGCAGGACUUUGAGCCUCUCUACGGACCUACUUACCUGCCAAGAAAGUUCAAAAUUACCAUCGCCAUCCCUCCCCACAACGACACUGAUGUGUAUGCUCAUGACAUUGGCCUGAUUGCUAUAAAGGGAAGCGAUGGAAACCUCGAAGGGUUCAACGUUCUCGCCGGCGGUGGUAUGGGAGCCACACAUAACAACAAGAAGACGUAUCCGCAGACAGGUCGCAUGAUGGGAUUUUGCAAGGCAGAUGAAGUGCACAUUGCUUGCGAGAAGAUUAUGCUGGUUCAGAGGGACCAUGGCGACCGCAAGAACCGCAAGCAUGCCCGGCUUAAAUACACCAUUGACGACAUGGGCGUCGACGCCUUCCGCCGCAAAGUCGAGGAGCUCUGGGGCAAGGCUUUUGACAAGGACCGUCCUUUUGAGUUCAAGAGCAAUAUUGACACCUUUGGCUGGCAAAAAGACGAGACCGGGCUCAACCACUUCACCUUCUUCAUUGAAAACGGCCGCGUCGAGGAUACGCCAGAGUUCCGGAUGAAGACGGGAUUGCGCGAGAUUGCGCAGAUCCACAAGGGCGAGUUCCGCUUGACCGGAAACCAGCACCUCAUCCUCAGCAGCGUCAAGGACGAGGAUGUGCCAGCCAUAAAGGCGCUUAUGAAAAAGUACAAGCUGGAUAAUAUCCAGUUCUCUGGUCUGCGCCUCAGCUCCUCGGCCUGCGUCGCUUUCCCCACCUGUGGUCUCGCCAUGGCCGAGUCGGAGCGCUAUCUGCCCGUCCUGAUUUCCAAGCUCGAAACGUGCCUGGAGGAAAGCGGCCUGCGACAAGACUCGAUAGUCAUGAGAAUGACCGGCUGCCCGAAUGGCUGUGCGAGACCAUGGCUCGCAGAAGUGGCCUUUGUGGGCAAGGCGUACGGCGCCUACAACAUGUACCUGGGGGGCGGAUAUCAUGGACAGCGCCUGAACAAGCUGUACCGCUCAAGCAUCAAGGAGGACGAGAUCCUGUCCAUAAUGAAGCCUCUCCUCAAGCGAUACGCCUUGGAGCGGGAGCAAGACGAGAAGUUUGGCGAUUUUUGCAUUCGUGCUGGCAUCAUCAAGCCCACUACGGAUGGCCAGAAUUUCCACCAUGACGUUGCCGAAGCCGAGUCUGAUGAGGAAUGA
Molecule: messenger RNA, 4629 nt
Organism: Ustilaginoidea virens
Lineage: Eukaryota; Fungi; Ascomycota; Sordariomycetes; Hypocreales; Clavicipitaceae
Exons: 4
Coding region: 1-4629 (1542 amino acids)
Biological process (GO): sulfate assimilation; amino acid biosynthetic process
Cellular component (GO): sulfite reductase complex (NADPH)
Molecular function (GO): sulfite reductase (NADPH) activity; 4 iron, 4 sulfur cluster binding; NADP binding
Source: RefSeq, a predicted model, not a curated record